AUGACAAAUACUGAAAAACAAUCAGAUGAAAUUUUAGUAUUACAAUCAAUAUUUGAGAAAAAAUUUCAUCUUCUUGAUGAUAAUCAAUAUGAAAUAUUAAUUGAAUUUGAUCUUAUUACACGUUUCACUAUUCGAUUUAAUAAUCAAACAUCUCUUAUUCAACAUUUACCACCAUUUACUCUUAUUAUUCAUUAUCAUGAUGAAUAUCCAAGUGAUUAUCCACCAUCAUUUAUUCUUUCAUGUUUUUAUUUUUCAAAAUUUCAUUUACAAAAACUUUGUCAAAAACUUGAUCAUUAUCCAUUUGUUAAAGGAGAUGUAUGUGUUUAUGAUUGGAUUGAAUUAAUUAAACAUGAAAUUAAUACUGAACUUAAUUUUAAUAUAAAAUUUGAAGAAGAAGAAAAUGAUCCAAGAGCAUUAAAUGGAUAUUUAGAUGAAAAUGUAGAAAAAAUGUUUCAAUACUUAAUUAAUUAUAAUCAUGAACGUGAAGAAGAACAAUUUCGAAAUCAACUUCAAACAUGUUUAAUUUGUGCAAAUAUUCUUCCAGGUAGCGAAUGUAUUUAUCUUCAUCGUUGUGGACAUUUUUAUUGUCGAUCUUGUUUAAAUAACUAUGUUCAAAUAACAUUAGAUAAUGGAAAAUUUGGUGAAAAAAUUCAUUGUCCAGAAAAUGAAUGUAAACAAGUAUUACUUCCAACAGAAAUCAAAGAAAUUCUUCAAAAUGAUCAGUUAUAUGAAAGAUAUGAAAGAAUUACAUUACAACAUAGUUUGGAUUUGAUGAAUGAUAUUCUUUGGUGUCCAAGAUGUCAAUGUGCUGUUCUUAUCAAUAAUGGUGAUGAUAAUUUAGCUAUGUGUGAUCAGUGUCGUUAUACAUUUUGUAAAAAAUGUAAAGAAAUAUUUCAUUCUCAAACAUUAUGUCGAAAAGAAUAUCUAAUUCAACAAUUGAAAUUACAACAAGAAAAAGAACGUCAACGAAUUGAACGACAACGAGAAGAAGAAGAAGAAGCUCUUGCACAAAUGACUAAAACAAAAGAAAUGAAGAAAUCUUCAGUUAUAGAUAAAGUUCCUAGACAAAAAUAUCGUCAAAUUGUGAUUAAAUUAUCUGAAGAAAAUGCUUUACUAGAAGAGAUUUUAAAUGCUGAACGAAUAGAAUCACUUAAUACUCAACGUUGUCCUAAAUGUAAUGUACGAAUUGAAAAAAAUGGUGGUUGUUCACAUAUGCAUUGUUCACGAUGUAAUCAUGAUUUUACUUGGCAAACAAUUGACACUUCUCAAAUUGCUAAUACUAUUUCAUUAAUGGAUAAUCCCAAUCUUGUACAUGUAGAAUCUAUCAAAGAAGAAUUAAACAAAGAAAUAAACAUAGAUGAAGAUCAAAAUGAAGAGGAUUUGGAAAUUUCGAUUAAUAAUCGAUCAACUAUUGGUUCUGCUAUUGUUAAUCGAGUAAAACAAUGUCCAGCCAAAUCAUGUAGAAAACUUAAUGUUAAAAUGGAUAAAGAUAAUUGGAUGGUAUGUAAUGAAUGUAUGAAACAAUUUUGUUUUCAAUGUGGACGUUUAAUUCAUGGAACACGACAUUUUGAGAAAAAAUGUCAACGAUAUACAACUAUUUGA
Rotaria sordida is the source of this 1602-nucleotide messenger RNA. Lineage: Eukaryota; Metazoa; Rotifera; Eurotatoria; Philodinida; Philodinidae. The record is from the annotation of a GenBank genome assembly.